Messenger RNA from Clavispora lusitaniae ATCC 42720, 1791 nucleotides. RefSeq names its product lysophospholipid acyltransferase (gene LPT1). Gene Ontology annotation, cellular component: membrane; endoplasmic reticulum. Lineage: Eukaryota; Fungi; Ascomycota; Pichiomycetes; Serinales; Metschnikowiaceae. Gene Ontology annotation, biological process: glycerophospholipid biosynthetic process; lipid modification. The record is from RefSeq and is a predicted model, not a curated record. Gene Ontology annotation, molecular function: 1-acylglycerophosphocholine O-acyltransferase activity; 1-acylglycerol-3-phosphate O-acyltransferase activity.
AUGAUUACAUCUCUCCAGAAAUCAAUUUCCCAACUACUGGCUGCUUCUGGAAUAGAUGAAGCCCAGUUCAAGAUCUUACUUUGCACAUUGCUCUCAUUUCCCUUCAGUGCAAUUUUUAAAAGACUUCCUGAUACCCGCUAUUCAUUGAAGAAUUUCUAUGUUGUUGGGGUGUCCGCAUUUUACAUAUUUGGUGUCUUGGAUAUCAAGUACGGACUCUGGCCUUUAGUGUUCUCUGCGACCGGCUGCUAUUUUAUUACCAGAUACUUGAGAACAGAUCUGAUGCCAUGGAUCAAUUUCUUGUUUUUGAUGACCCAUUUAUCAUACAGUCAUAUCCACGCUCAAUUCUUUAACGAAUAUGAUCCUACGGUGAUUGACAUCACUGGUGCCCAAAUGGUAUUGGUGAUGAAGCUCUCUGCGUUUGGAUGGAACGUUCAUGAUGGGAAGCAAGCAACACAACCGUCUGAGUACACUAAGCAGAGAGCUAUAAAGAAGCAUCCUAAUGUCCUUCCAUAUAUGGGCUAUGUAUUUUUCUAUCCAUCUUUGCUUACUGGUCCUGCUUUUGAUUACGUGGAUUAUGACAAGUUUAUCCACAGUACGUUGUUUGAUGACGUUCCGGAAGAGAAGCGCCCAGGUAAGAAACGGAAGAGAAGAAUUCCUCGAAGUGGAAGACAGUCGUUUUACAAGGUGUGCCAAGGUGUAUUUUUUGCAUUGUUGUAUUUGCAGUUGCCAAAAUACGUGAAUCUUGAUUAUGUUUUCAGCGAUAGCUUUGUUCUGCGCCAUUCAUUCCUUUUCAGAAUCUUCUAUUUAUGGAUCCUUGGUAUCGGACACAGAUUGAAAUACUAUACUAUUUGGCUCAUAGCCGAAGGUGCAUGUAUCUUGUGCGGUAUUGGAUACAAUGGAUACGAUGCGUCCACUAAAAAGUUCAAAUGGAACAGAGUGCAGAACAUUGCUCCGUUUACCUUUGAAAGUGGGCAAAAUGUUCAUGUCUGCCUUGAAGCUUGGAACAUGAACACUAACAAAUGGUUGAAACAUUAUGUUUACACUAGAAUUGCCAGACGUGGUGCAAAGCCAGGAUUCAAGAGCACGUUAUUUACCUUUGCUACUAGUGCGUUCUGGCACGGCACCAGGCCUGGCUAUUAUCUUACGUUUGUCAUGGGGGCCUUCUUGCAGACUUUGGGAAAGAUUUAUCGUCGAAAUUUGCGGCCUAUCUUCCUUGAAGCAGACGGUAAAACACCUAAGAAAUCCAAAAUUGUGUAUGAUUUUGUUAGCUGGAUCGUCACUCAAUUGGCUUUUGGAUUUGUAUGCCAACCAUUUGUGAUUUUGGAUUUAAAAAAGUCUCUUUAUUGUUGGUCAACGGUGUAUUUUUAUAUCCCUAUUGCAACAGCCGUUACUCUUUUCUUGUUCAAAGGUCCAUAUGCUAAACCUAUCACCAAAUGGUGUCAAAGCAUGGCUCCCACUAAACCGGUUGCUAUCAAAGAGUCAAAGUUCACGCCUGAGGAAACUGCGAAGGUUAACGACGCAGUCGAUCUUAUCCUUAAUGAUAAGAAUCAAUCUCCAACUUUGGGCUUGCCUCCAAUUGAGGCAUUGAAUGAAGCCAGCAAGGAGGAGUUUGAAGCAGAAUUGAAAGACUUGUCGGAAGCAUGGUCUUCAUUUCUUGCGCGGAAGGAAACGUCGCACAACGACUUGGAAGCUUUAAGGGACGCUUAUCAUAACUUCACUCAGGAGAUCAAUGAGAUUAUACUGGCCAGAACAAACGAGUUGCAGAAUGCAACACAUACGAAGCAGGAAUAA